AUGAACUGCACACUGAUGUUCAGCUUAUGUGCUGCCUUUCUGGCUGCUUGCAUCUCCGGGUGGCUACUUUUCGUCAUGAUGCCUCAUUACUUGUUCGCGAUUGUGAUCUUGAUGACGUUGAUGACGUGCUUUGCCGGCUUGUACAUUCCAUAUCGCUGCACCAGGCAGCGCCUCUGGCUUGUCAUGCCCACGACGAACCUCAUCUGGUCUACAGUGCUUUCGAUCGCGGUGAACGCAGCAGUCAUUGCCAUUGAUAGCACCUUUGUCACCGAGGUUUACAACAUGGCAGAUAUGUUGGACAACCUGGUCAGGCUGCUGGUCGCAAUGGCCGGCCUGGCCAUGGGAGUCAGCAUGGAUUUCUUCCUCGUUCACUACCUGUAUGCCCACGAGGCACCUGAAAUCCGACGUCUCAAGAGAAAGGUAUGGAAAAUGCUGGUGGGUGGACCUUCAGCGCAGCUGGUUGAAUGUGACAACUUAGCCUCGUCGUGUCCUGGCGACUGUGCAAUCUGUCUGGAGCCGCUGUCAGAGCUGAGAGAGGACUUGGCCUUCAGCCCACAGCGUGGCUCCAAGGUGUCGCAGGUGGCAGGGCUGUUGCAGCUACCAUGUGGGCAUGCCUUUCACGGAGAGUGUGCAGAUAAAUGGAUGGUGCGUGAAGUCAGCUGUCCCAUGUGCAGAAAAUCCUUCGGGAGCCUGCGGCACUGUCGCAGGAUUUGUUUGCGGCCAGGGGCCCAUUUCUCAUCGCCAGGAGGGACCACUCCGAGCACGCCAUCAGUCGUCGAUGUUACGGCCAUAUUCACAGAAGAGGAGGGCUCAGACGAGUGCCCGGAUCUCUGUGAGUCUCAGUCCAACCCCAACCGGGUUAACGUGCAAGUUCUCGGCCGAUGUCUGGAUGUCGAAGACGAGGAGGAAGCUUGGAGAAGGAAGAAGGUGGUGUCGAUUUGA
This is a messenger RNA of Symbiodinium necroappetens, 942 nucleotides long. NCBI's taxonomy places the organism in Eukaryota, Dinophyceae, Suessiales, Symbiodiniaceae. The record is from the annotation of a GenBank genome assembly.